Orycteropus afer afer is the source of this 537-nucleotide messenger RNA. It is a transcript of the gene LEMD1, whose product is annotated as LEM domain containing 1. The transcript has 5 exons. The record is from RefSeq and is a predicted model, not a curated record. Bases 1 to 537 code for a protein of 178 amino acids. NCBI's taxonomy places the organism in Eukaryota, Metazoa, Chordata, Mammalia, Tubulidentata, Orycteropodidae.
AUGGUGGACGUGAAGUGUCUGAGUGACUGUGAAUUACAGGGAGAACUUAAGAAGCUUGGAUUUUCACCUGGUCCAAUACUACCUUCCACCAGAAAAGUAUAUGAAAAUAAGCUAGUGCAAUUGUUGGUCUCAUCUCCCUGUGUUUCCCCCAUGAUGAAUGGACUUGGAGAGCUGGAUGAGCCUCAGGAAAGUGAUAACAGUGAAGAGUUUAAUACCACUAUCGUUUUGAAAGGAAAUAUCACACUCUCAACAGAAAAAGGCAAGGGACCCAGGAAAAGGCCCGAGACUGCUACUACUAAACCCAAAGCCCUAGAUUGCUACUGCCUGGAUUAUAACACUUCCAAGGAAAUAAGGUCUGCUGUUGUAAGAAUAUCCAACACCAGAAUCAGAGAAGAGAGCAUAACCAAAGAGAAAGACUGCUUUAAAAGCCAGGAACUAGAAGAGCUUCCAGUGGCUGUUACAUUUGCUGUGCUUUCCAUCUUCAUCAUUGUGGUUUUUAUCUACAUAACAAUGGAAAGAAAGCCACUCUUCGGUUAA